Myodes glareolus (Bank vole) is the source of this 1047-nucleotide messenger RNA. RefSeq names its product testis expressed 101 (gene Tex101). Lineage: Eukaryota; Metazoa; Chordata; Mammalia; Rodentia; Cricetidae. Gene Ontology annotation, cellular component: plasma membrane raft. The record is from RefSeq and is a predicted model, not a curated record. Gene Ontology annotation, biological process: regulation of flagellated sperm motility; binding of sperm to zona pellucida.
GCCUUCUGGAGCCACACACCAGGAACGCAGCAUACUGUACUGGUCGCCAUCAAAGCUGGGCGCGCGGAGAACACGCUGAGUUCCCAGGUCCUGAUCAGCUCUUCCCAGCCUCAGAGAAGCCAUGGCAGCCUGCCGCAUCCAGUACUUACUGCUCCUCUUCCUGCUGGGAGCUUCCCACUGGACUUUGGUCCAGAACCUUCGCUGCAUAGUGAGUAGAGUCCGGCGUUUAGAGGAUGAUCCAGGCCGAACCUUUAACUGGACUUCAAAGACUGAGAAGGUUGAGAGUUGCAAUUCUGGAGAACUUUGCCAGGAAACUGUGCUGUUGAUUAAAGCGGAAGGAACCAAGACUGCUGUUUUGGCCAGUAAGGGUUGCGCCACUCAAGAAACAGAGUCAGUGACUCUGAUCCAGUACACCCCACCCCCUGGCCUGAUCGCCCUCUCCUUCAGUAACUACUGCAACAGCACCCUCUGCAACAACAGCAGCAACAUAUCUGUAUUCUGGAAACCACCGGACACCACAGUAACUUCCAGUAUGCCAGGAAACCUCCGCUGCCCAACAUGUGUGGCUCUGGGGUCCUGUCCCAGUGCCCCCUCUCUGCCCUGUGCCAACAGUACAACUCAGUGCUAUCAAGGAAAACUUGAGCUCUCCGGAGGAGGAAUGAACUCCAUCGUGCAUGUUAAAGGCUGCACCACUGCAAUUGGCUGCAGACUGAUGGCUUCAAUGACCUCAGUGGGACCCAUGGUGGUGAAGGAGACCUGCAGUUACUACUCUUUCCUCCAGCCCAGAAAGGCAGAAGGAAGAAGUAGGGCCUCCUGGAUGCUCAGCUCACUGUGGGUGCUGGAGCUGCUCUUGCCAACACUGCUGGUGGCCCUGAUCCACUUACCCUGAGAGGGCGCUGCCAGGGUGGGGGGCUAGGGUUUGGCUAGGAAGGAGCCUUCUGUCUGCUGACCACCAGUUUGAAGAAUGGGAGGAGGGAGGUUUGAGGAGCAGAGAAAUAGGAUGAGUGUGUAUUUGACACAAAUAAUAAACUUUGUGCUUUGUUAUUA